CUCUUUGCCGGGUAUUCGGCUUCAUCACGGAAUCAGUCACGACCAUCACGGCCUCCACCAGCGAAGCGCCAAAAGAGUGGCUUUUAUGUCCCAAAGGAAACUUGGACGCACGAGUUCUUCUGUCUGGCUGAUUGUGCAGCUGAAAGUGCUCCAUCACGUAGUGAAAAGUUCGAGUUACAGUUGGCCGGUCUCGGUAGAAAGAAGAUCGUGUUCGGUUGUAGAGAUAAUGCUGUACAAGUAAAAGAGAAGCUUGAGCAAGCGUACCCAAAACUGGAUAAAGGAGGCGGAUUUGAAAUUUUAAGAAGUGGUAAUUCGACUUCCGUGCGCGGUUUGUGCGUCCUGAAGCCUCCAACGUCGACUGGUUACAGUGUAAAUUUUUUAAGAAAUGAAUCUGGCCUAGGCCAAGCUCUUGCUUACAUACGCCCCCUGCAGAGAAGUUUAGAUACCUCACCGUCAGAGGUAGGUGCAGUUAAUAGGCUUAAAUGUGCUGUAAAUUAUAGACUGACCUAAAGUAUUGAACGCUUAUUUUCUAACGCUUUUUGAUGAAUGAAAAAUAAAAACAGCUGGUGAAAGUGUUAAUGCAAGGAAGAACCAUAAAAUCAUUCGGAACCCCCCUCCCCCGUCUCCCCCUCCAGACAGGGAGAGUGUGUACCCUGUAAAUUUAGUCUGUAAUUGCUUACACUACGAGAAAUUUGGUUUGUUAGUUUCCAAAACUGUUGACACAAGUACCCUGCACACCCCCAGGUUUUCUGUAUAAUUUAUUUGCAUUUGGGGGGGGGGGGUGCCAGUCAGGUUCAGGAAAGGAAGUUGAAAGGUCUAUAUUGUGUCUCAAGAUUGUAAACCUCGCCUACUACUUUUCCUGAAAAUUGCAUCUUUCUAUAUCUUGAAUAGCGAUGCACCACUUGUUGUUGUCUUUAAUUUCUGGCCUUGUGUAUUUGAAACCCCUGUAGACUUAGGUUAAGUGCUAUCCAUUUUACUCCACAUAAUCAUUGUAUUUUGAUGUCCAGUUUUUGUCCCUAUCCUUUUCCAUAUAAUUCAUGAGAACUUAAGAUAUUACUAAAGGAGAGCUGAAUGGGGGCUGAAUGUUUUGAUGCAAGAUUUAAUCAGGAUGAAAUAUCUAGCCUUCAAUUUUCGUUGUUUGUAACGCAUAAACAUUUUUCAAUCUUACCAAUUCUAAAAUAAAGAGAACCUACAAUGUGCUGCACCCACCUCAAUUUUGAAGUCAAAAUUUAAUAAGGCUUGCUCUGUAUUAGGAAAGUGGUGUUCAGGAUUCACAUCAUGUGGGAGAUAAUAUACCUCAAGUGGAAUGUGUGAAGUGCAAAGUCAUGAUGCCUGUUACAGCCAUUAAACAGCACAUGCUUGCCUGCCCUGCAGAUGACUUACAUGACAUCCCCUUGGAGGUGCCAUCUACAUCUAGUCAGGUACAGUUUAGUCGUUACACAAUGUGUUUUGAGUGGAAGAAUGUAGGUGUUCUGAGUAUUGUAACAUCCUCAACCUAGCGGCUAAGGUAAAUGUUUCAGGUGCCGAAAUUCUAGAAUAGUUUACAUCGUAAUGAUAUUAAGAAAUUAGUGGUGUAUUAAUAAUUGAAUUAUAUUUCCAUUUUUAGUAGGAAAAUUUUUUUUUUUUCUCAAUGCACUUUUAUUUACAGGAUUAAUGCUUACACUACUUACAGCGCUUCUAUUAUACUUACAAAUUUACUAUGCUAUACUUCUUACACUACUUAUACUUAACACACCACUUACUUAGCAGGAUGAUCUUGAAGACCAGUGUUACUUCCCAUCAAUGGCCAAUACUACCUCACAGGAUAAAUUGCCUUCUGAGAGCAAUCAAGAUUUUCUCCAGGUAUUUCCACUUCAAGUUUAAAAAACAUUGUUUCCCGUACAAUUGCAAAUGUGUUGACAUCAACAAUUAAGAGAUCGACAAUUUUUUGUUUUCUCUUCAGAUAUUUGAAUGGACCAUUACAAUUUAUUUGAGUAACAUAAAAUAAUGAUUAUGUUAAAUGUUGUGACUGACCCUCAUACUACGUUAAAUGUCAAUAACGCAGUAAUUUUUAUUUUGUAAUUCAGUGAUGCAGGUUUUGAAAUCUAGCAUAACAAUCAUUACCACUUGUCUAUCAGAUGUAAAUGUUUUAAAAGUAGUAAGUCAUUCAAUCAGUCAGCCAGUAAGUGAACAAUUUAUGUAGUAAAGGUGACACUAAAUUAUAGCAAAAAGGUAAUAAAUAGGUGAACGAUACUGCUGCUGUUGGAUUAUGGAAUGAAGGAUAUUACUUCAUAGGUUUCCGUAAGAAGUACUAAUUUUUAUCCUAGUGACAAAUGUGGCUGGUAGUUCUUCAAUGGUAUUCCUGCAGAAUAUGGAUGCCCUUACUAUUUUAAUAUUUUUUGUAGGAAUCUGAUGCUGUGGCUGAAUUAAGUGCACUUUUUCCAGACAAAAGUAUAGACACUAUCCGAGCAAUCUUGGCAGACAGUGGAGGAGAUAAAAGUGUGGCUGCAUCAAGGCUUAUCCAGUGGUCUGCUGGGACAUGUAAGCUACCUAUACAAGUUUAUUACUUAAAUGUGAAUAAUGGUAGAUCUCUGAACUUUACCUGUCUGUGAUGUUAUUACAACAAAGCAGAGGUCCUUGGUAUUGUGUAGUGGUAAGGUUGCGUGCAUUUUUUUGCUCCAACAUAAUUAUUUUUCUGAUUACCAUGGAACCCUUCAUUGGAGACAGUUAUACUUAUCUGUUCUUUCAUUUGGUUUUGAAAUUGUUAUUUCAUUUCAUUUGAAAUAAGAGCCCUUCAUUCGAUUUAGAGGUGCAUACUUAUAACAUGACCUAAGCUUUACAGAGUCUCAUAACAGAUAAUUUACUGAACUCCCCUUUUUUGCAAUUUCUUCUGCAAGGUGCCCUAAUGAACAGUGGGGACUCAGGUAAUGAAUACUGUACAGAAGAAGACAGUGACCUCAUGCAAUCACCAUUUGAAGCACAUGUAUCCUCAAGUACUGUCAGUACCUGUACUGACCCUGUUGCACAGUACAAACAAGAAACUCUGGAUGAAAAUGGCCCACCACUGAGAAUCUAUGUAAAUCGGAUGACGGAGGAGUUCACUGCAGAUGUUUUAUCCAUUUAUAAGAAAGCCAACCCAUGUUUUCGCUCAAACCUUCGAGUGCAAUUUGAAAAUGAAAGAGCAGUUGGCGAGGGACCUGUCAGAGAGUUCUUUAGCAUAUUAAUGGCAUUUGUUCAAAAUGGUCUUUACGUGGAUGAUCCUGGGCGGCUGACUAUGUUAUUUGAGGGCCAGACUGACCACAAAAUUCCAGUCCCAAAUGCGUUACUGUGUAAUUCUGGACUGUACACUAGUGUUGGACGGAUGAUUGCACAUUCUUUCUUGCAUGGAGGACCACCACUUUAUGGACUUUCCCCAGCAGUGCUUGAAUUUUGGACUCGUGAAAGCAUCAGUGAAGCUGUUACCAUGGAGGACAUCCCAGAUUAUGACCUUCGACAAGCCUUGAAGCAGGUACUCGCAUUGAUGAUCUUGUUUUGUACAGACAUUACUUACGUAUUUCUGUGUAAUGUUUCAGCAACAUGUUAGUGUUACUAACAAUAUUUAUUCUGGUUAAUUUUUGUUUGAUAUGGCACUUGUACUGUCCUGUUUAUAUUUGAAAAAAAAAGCACAAGUGUGUUCCAAAUAGGUAUAUACAUCUAUAAUGACACUAUAAGUUUAUAAUUUGUCGUAAGAAGCAUUUCAUUGUUCAGUCACAACACCAUAGCAAUUUAACGGUUUUGCAGUUAUCAAGUCUUGAUAAGGAUGAAGAACCCUCAGAUGCACUUAAAGAAUUCCUCUUGCCUUAUCGUGAUGAAGCGUCAGUACUUCAAGUGCCGCUAAGGGGAGAGAAACGGCACUUGGUUCUCCUGCAGAUAAUGCUGCACAAUGUGAUCAAAAAGCGCCACCGUGAACUGAAAGAUCUUGCUGCAGGAAUGAAUGAGCUUUCCCUUGUCAAUUACCUAAAGGCACACAAGGAAAUGGCCGCAGCCGUGUUUCCCAGGGAAUGCGAGUCAGUAAUUGACAAAGAAGAACUCAAGGGUAGGAUUUCCAUCGAGGAUGAAAACAACCCCCAAGGGCAAGUUAUCAUGGGAUUCUUGCAUCGCUUCAUCGAUGAAGUUAGCAGAGAAGCAGAAGGUAAGUGAUUACCUCAGCUAUGUCUACUAUACGUUUUCUAUUCUUCUUCCAGUACCUCUUCUUUCCCCAGUGAAUUUAAGCCAUUUAUCCUUGAGCAUUUCAUUCCUCAAACACUGUAUGGGGGAUAGAUAAUUCCACUAGCAGGAUUUUCAUUGCUCGAUGUAAUUUCAGUUGUAGGGUAACAGUGAUUAGCCACCUCGUGUCUUUACUGCUAAAGAAAAGUAAACAUUCCGAGCAUGUAAAAGUGAAAGCAUUGAAAAGUUAUAUUUGCCAUUACGAAUAUUGUUGCCUAGGAGGAAUUUCAUGUUCAGAUGCUUUAUAGUGAUGCCUUUGUUAUGUUUUCUCAUUGCAGCUGGUUCUGGUCUGCGUGAUCUACUGUCGUUUUGGACAGGAUGGGAGGUUUUGCCACCAUAUGGACAGCAACUUUGGCUACAGCUGGAUGACACACGGGAAGUAACAAGCCUGCCUGAAAGUAAAGCUUGUUUUCACAGGCUUGUUCUUCAGUCAUCGCAUACUGACUACGUCUCUUUCAAGAGUAACCUUGCUAAAGCAUUAAAAUAUGGUGCAAGGGGCUAUUCAUCUCUUUAA
Messenger RNA from Porites lobata, 4738 nucleotides. NCBI's taxonomy places the organism in Eukaryota, Metazoa, Cnidaria, Anthozoa, Scleractinia, Poritidae. The record is from the annotation of a GenBank genome assembly.